AUAAUUAUAUUAUUAAAUUUUUUAUCUAUAAAUUUAAUAAUUUAUUAUUUUAUAUUUGAAGUAAGGUUAUUAUUUAUUUUUUUAAUUAUUAUAAAUUGAGGAUUUAGGGUUGAUCGGAUUAUAUCAAGUUUUUAUUUAAUAUUUUAUACAAUGAUUUUUUCUUUACCAAUAUUAUUAAUUUUAUUUAUUAUUAUGAAUUUAAAUAAAUCUUUAGAUUUUAUUAUAUUAGAAUUUUAUAAUUUUAAGUUUUUAGAUAUUUAUUUAAUUUAUUUAAUAAUAGUAUUUUUAGUUAAAGUUCCUUUAUAUAUAUUUCAUAGAUGAUUAUUAAAAGCUCAUGUAGAAGCUCCUUUUUAUUCAUCAAUAAUUUUAGCUUCAAUUAUAUUAAAAUUAGGGGGUUAUGGUUUAAUUCGGUUGUUAUUAAUUUUUAAAUAUUUAUAUAAAUUUAUUUAUUAUUUUGUUAUGAUUAGAGUUAUAGGUAUAUUAUUAUUAAGAUUAAUAUGUUUAAUUCAAAUUGAUAUAAAAAUUUUAGUAGCUAUUUCUUCUGUAGUUCAUAUGAUAUUAAUAUUAAUUGGUUUAUUUACUUUAUUGAAAAUUGGGUUUUUAGGUAGUUAUUUAAUAAUAAUUUCUCAUGGUUUUAGAUCUUCAGGAUUAUUUUAUUUAAUUAAUAUUAUUUAUAGAAAUUAUUAA
This is a messenger RNA of Ceratina calcarata, 687 nucleotides long. RefSeq names its product NADH-ubiquinone oxidoreductase chain 4-like. The annotation marks the transcript as partial. Gene Ontology annotation, cellular component: respiratory chain complex I. Lineage: Eukaryota; Metazoa; Arthropoda; Insecta; Hymenoptera; Apidae. The record is from RefSeq and is a predicted model, not a curated record. The transcript is spliced from 2 exons. Gene Ontology annotation, molecular function: ubiquinone binding; NADH dehydrogenase (ubiquinone) activity; NADH dehydrogenase activity. Gene Ontology annotation, biological process: electron transport coupled proton transport; aerobic respiration; ATP synthesis coupled electron transport.